UGAAAUACUAAACAUAAUACAUUGUUUAACUAUGAAAAUGAUGAAGAGAGCAAAAGUUAUCAAUUUUAUUUAGGAACAAUCAUUUCUCAAAUUUGUUAGAGCUUUGGUGUCAGCACAUUGGUCUAAAACAAUACAAGCCUCAAAACGCCCUUCAUGCAAAACAUCCAGGAUGACUUGACAUACUCUCCGAAGCCUCGGCUCAGCACAGCAAUACUUUUCAGAUGUCAGUGUGUGCCCACCAGGUGCACAGUAGUAGUACUGGGUUUACAAACAGCUGUUAUAAUGGUCUGUAUCCUGGACAUAUCCACACCACCCCCAUCCAGAAAGUCGUGUUGGCUGUUGGGUCAGGUGUGGCUGCACUACACGACCCCCACAGACAUGACAUGGUUGCAGUGCUCGGGGAGGCGACAGGACAUCUAGCAUUGAUAAAUCUCAGGGACAAGAUGAGAAAUGACCCUGAAGGCUACACAAUCCUUAAAGAAAGACCCCGGAUCCGGCUGUCUACACUUGAUCUAAGUGAGAUGACCUCUCUGCCGGAUGGAUCUUUUGGGAGGGAAUACCUUCGCUUCCUGCAGGACAAUGAUGUGACCCCUGACUCAAGGGCAGACGUAAGGUUUGUGGACGAUGAGGAGCUAGCUUACGUCAUGCAGAGAUACAGAGAGGUCCAUGAUUUGAUGCACACUUUACUGGGCAUGCCCACCAACAUGUUGGGUGAAGUGGCAGUGAAAUGGUUCGAAGCUGCUCAGACUGGGCUUCCCAUGUGUGCUCUUGGAGCCGUGUUGGGGCCACUUCGGCUGAGUACAAGCCGUUUAAAGUUGCUGUUCACAUCCUUGGGCCCUUGGGCUUUGCGGAAUGGUCAUCGGGCCCACUGCGUCCUCAGCAUCUUCUACGAGAGACGGUGGGCGCAGAGCAUCGAAGACCUCCGACAAGAACUCAACAUAGAGCCGCCUCCUGUAAUAGUCAGGACUACCAAAAAGAGGAACACCUGAGGAAGACAACAAAAAAAACAUGAAUGAUGCAGGGAUCACCGGACAAAAAACUUUUUUUAUUGCGGACACACACAAAAUAUUUAAAGUGUUAUACUGUGGAGAAGAAUGCUAGUAACACCUGAGGAAAUGAGGGAAUUUCACAGUUGUCAAACUUUGACGUGUCACCGUUUACUUUGAAUUGUUAAACCAUUUUGAGUAAACACAUUUCAGCUGAUGAAAUGCUCAGUUUUUUUUUGCUCUUCUGAUGCUUAUAGAUAGCAGGUCUUGGUCAACAGGUCAUGUUCAGUCGCCAUCUGUUGUUGCAAAUGUGACUGAAAGUGGGUAUUUGUGUCAAGUAGCACAAUAAAUGAAAAUACUUAAUUAU
This is a messenger RNA of Etheostoma cragini (Arkansas darter), 1353 nucleotides long. It is a transcript of the gene coq4, whose product is annotated as coenzyme Q4 homolog (S. cerevisiae). Gene Ontology annotation, cellular component: mitochondrion; mitochondrial inner membrane. Lineage: Eukaryota; Metazoa; Chordata; Actinopteri; Perciformes; Percidae. Gene Ontology annotation, biological process: ubiquinone biosynthetic process. The record is from RefSeq and is a predicted model, not a curated record. The transcript has 7 exons. Bases 222 to 989 code for a protein of 255 amino acids.